Molecule: messenger RNA, 1047 nt
Organism: Rhopalosiphum maidis (corn leaf aphid)
Lineage: Eukaryota; Metazoa; Arthropoda; Insecta; Hemiptera; Aphididae
Gene: Unc50
Product: protein unc-50 homolog A
Exons: 7
Coding region: 179-964 (261 amino acids)
Cellular component (GO): Golgi membrane
Source: RefSeq, a predicted model, not a curated record
AUUAUACUUUACACUUUAGAACAUUAAUGUCUCUGAUUUUACAUAUUUAAAUAAAAAUAAAACAUUAAUACUUCAUUAAUUUAUUUUGUAUUAAAUAUUUAGGUAUAUAAUAUUUCAAAAUACUAACAAAUCUUUAAAUAGUUGUUUUAUUAUUUUUGAAUGUGUUCCGUUUAAUAUAAUGCCAAGCAGCGUAAAUUCUUUCCGUUCGACAUCAUCUUUGACAUAUUUGCCUUCACCAGUAACACAGCGAACAUGUAUGUCUGCUGCUGUAAAACGAUACCGCUACUUGCGGAAAUUAACAAAUUUUAAACAAAUGGAUUUUGAGUUUGCACUGUGGCAAAUGACAUUUUUGUUUAUCAAUCCACAGAAAGUAUAUAGAAACUUUCAACAUAGAAAAGAAACAAAAUUGCAAUUUGCUCGUGAUGACCCUGCAUUCUUGGUACUUUUAAGUGGAUUACUAUGUGUUUCAUCAAUAGCAUUUACUUACGUUUUAAGACUUGGUUUCAUUGAAUUUUUAAAAUUUUUAUUAUAUAUUGUAACAGUUGACUGUUUGUUAUCCGGUGUCAUAAUAAGUACAGUGUUAUGGUUAGUAGCUAACAGAUAUUUAAUUAAAUCCAACUACAAAGGUCAAGAUGUUGAAUGGGCUUAUGCAUUUGAUAUACAUUUGAAUGCUUUUGUACCAACAUUAGUUAUAUCUCAUAUAUUUCAAUUGUUUUUCUAUCACAUAUUUCUCAGACAUGAUUGGUUUUUACCUUUAUUUAUUGGCAACACAUUAUGGCUGAUAGCUAUUGGUUAUUAUUUGUACAUAACAUUUUUAGGAUACAGCUGUUUACCUAUUUUGCAUAAAACUGAAGUAUUAUUAACUCCGUUUAUUCUGCUGUUUUUUUUAUAUAUAUUAUCUUUUGCAAUAAAUUGGAAUAUAAGCGACAAUGUUAUGUCCAUAUACAAAUACAGAAUUCUAUAACACUAAAAUUGAAUAUAUAUUAUUUUUAAUUCUAUAAAAAAAAAAUGUAUUUUUUCCCAAUUAUAUGUUUAAAGAAUAUUUUA